Molecule: messenger RNA, 750 nt
Organism: Topomyia yanbarensis
Lineage: Eukaryota; Metazoa; Arthropoda; Insecta; Diptera; Culicidae
Exons: 1
Coding region: 1-750 (249 amino acids)
Biological process (GO): DNA integration
Molecular function (GO): nucleic acid binding
Source: RefSeq, a predicted model, not a curated record
AUGCGCGAAGAAUAUUGGCCACUCAAUGGACGACGAUUGGUACGCAGCAUAAUCCGUAAUUGCAUUCAGUGCACCCGAGCACAUCCCGUUCCGGUACGCCAACAAUUUGGUCAACUUCCAACAGCAAGGGUCACCCCAAGCAGACCGUUCGCAGUGACGGGAGUGGACUAUGCAGGGCCUAUUUAUCUCAAGGCCAUACAUAAACGAGCCUCGCCUACCAAAGCUUAUAUAUGCUUGUUUGUAUGCUUUGUAACAAAAGCAGUUCACCUUGAACUGGUGCACGAUCUUUCUGCUGCAGCUUUCCUCGCUGCUCUCCGUCGCUUCGUGGCGCGCCGUGGCCGGCCUACCCAGUUGUAUUCAGACAACGGCAAGAAUUUCAUUGGAGCGAAAAACGAACUGCACCAGUUGUACCAUAUGCUGAAUGAUUGCACGGAAGCGGGAAGGAUUCAGCAAUCGUGCACGGACGCACACAUUAUUUGGCACUUGAAUCCGCCAAAAACACCACAUUUUGGCGGGCUCUGGGAGGCGGCUGUGAAGGUAGCCAAAUCACAACUAUAUCGCCAGCUCGGCAAUUCACGCCUUUCUUUCGAGGAUAUGACCACCGUAUUAGCCGAGAUAGAAGCAGCAAUGAACUCCCGUCCGGUCCCAAUGACCGAAGACCCAGAGGACUACUCCGUUAUUACGCCAGCACACUUUCUAAUUGGGUCAAGCAUGCACGCUGUACCUGAUCCCAAUGUUCGCGGAAUCUAA